Messenger RNA from Anneissia japonica, 2812 nucleotides. Its product is annotated as putative cation exchanger C521.04c. The record is from RefSeq and is a predicted model, not a curated record. The transcript has 20 exons. Gene Ontology annotation, cellular component: endomembrane system; membrane. Gene Ontology annotation, biological process: intracellular calcium ion homeostasis; calcium ion transmembrane transport. The coding region runs from base 32 to 2290 and encodes 752 amino acids. Gene Ontology annotation, molecular function: calcium:proton antiporter activity. Lineage: Eukaryota; Metazoa; Echinodermata; Crinoidea; Comatulida; Comatulidae.
UUAUCAUUCAUUGUAAUUAACUUAUUGUCACAUGGGCACAGUAGUAGAAAGUGACGGUGUUUUUAGUAUGGACCUCAGCUGUGAUCAAACACCUGAACCGGUGGGUAGGUCUACCACUCCUAUUAUUCCCAGGCCUACUACUACUACAACGACAGACCAAGAUUUCCCGGUGCAUAGACCAACUCCAGCCACAACAGGUGCUGGUGAUCAUUGUUUAAUUGAUCAUGACAAUGGUCCAUGUGAGAUUCAAAGUAAUCAGGGACCACGACUGCGUUUUGGUAGCAGGGAGCGCUCAAAUACCAAUGACAGAAUCAGUGAGGAUGGGUUCGUGAUGGUUGAAGCAGAGAACGCAAUUGAAGCACAGAAAAUGGAGCAAAAUUCCAUGUUUGGUUUCAAGAAAUGGAAGUCUCAUUUAACAGCACGUCCACUAGAACAGCGAUCUGAAGUAGUCCGGAAGUUGUAUGAGGAGCCUAAAACAAUCCAACCAUUUGUUAGUACACUUGGUGUUGGAAAUGUACUGUACGUCAUUUUGUUUGGUUGGUGGAUCUCGCUCAUCUACGUACUCGUGGGCCUUCUAAUGUUCGUAACAAUCAUUGGCAGCGAUUAUGGCUUUUUUUGUUUAAGGUUGGCUUGGUAUCUGCUGUGGCCAUUUGGAAAAUUUGUUCAAAAGAAAAGUGAAGAGGAGGUACUGGGCAGCAAUUCCUCCAAAGAAGAAGUAGAUACUCCGAUUCUUGAAGAUGAGACAAUUCCAAUUGCUAUUACUAGAGGGAUAUCAAAGUCAUCAGACUCCACCUGUUAUUUGAAGCUGUCCUUCAUCAUAUGGGCUGUGUUGGGAUUUCCAAUUCUUGUUCUUGUUCAUCUCGUUACUAUUAUUAUCACAGGUUUCCUGGUUGUAUUUAUACCCAUUUCAAAGAUGAAUGUAAUAAUGAUCAAGCAAGUAUUACUACUGCCUCCUAAAAAACUUGGCAUCAAGCCAACAAGAACUUGGAAUCGAUCUAAUGCAAAGCCUCGUGAAAUGAUCAUGUGCUCAUAUCAAGCUGUGAAUGUGUAUUAUUACAAGUACACAAUCGACGGUAUCAACAUUUUUAUUGUCAAUAUGUUGCCAAUCGUAUUGGCCGCCCUCAUCUUAGGUUACUUGAAUAUUGAUGGGUUGUAUGUCUCUCAACCUACUAUAUUUGUUCUAGCUUUGAUCAGUUUUAUUCCAAUGUCAUAUUAUAUUGGAAUGGGCAUAACAAGCAUAUCUGCUCAAAGUUCGCACGCUGUUGGAGCGGUAAUAAAUGCUACCUUUGGCUCAGUAGUUGAGAUUACGCUCUACAUCUCAUCACUCUUCAAAAAUAACAACGAAGAAGGGAUCUGCUAUGAUGACCUUGUAAAAUCCGCCCUCACUGGAACGCUACUAGCUACAAUGUUGCUAAUUCCGGGUAUUUCAAUGGUGAUUGGAGGAAUUAAGCAUAGAGAACAGCGUUUUAAUAUGCAUUCUGCUGGAGUAAGCUCCUCGCUUCUGUUUAUCUCCGUUGCUGGAGCGUUCACUCCAACCAUCUUUGCUAAAGCAUUUGGCGCUAUCGAAUGUUCCGAUUGCUCAAAUAAUACCAAUACAUCAUCUGGUGGAUUUAGUUGUCUAGAAUGUCAUUAUACUGUGGCAGGCACAAAAGAAGACACCAAACUGACGGAGCAACUGAAUCAGUUGGUGUAUACCUGCACAGCACUGCUUCCUCUGGCGUACCUCAUUGGUUUAAUUUAUACUUUGAAGACACAUACUUUUAUUUUUGACACUCAACAUGGUGACGGGAAAGGACACAAGCCAAUAGUAUUAUGGGGGAGGAUUAAGAGUGGCAUUAUUUUAUUGGUAGCGGUAACAGUCACGUCUUUAUGCGCAGAACUUGUUGCCAAAAAUAUCCAGCCUCUUCUCACUUCCUGGGGAAUGUCAGAGAUGUUUACAGGUGUAACUAUUCUUGCACUUGCCCCAAGUAUUCCCGAAAUCCUUAACGGUAUUCAGUUUGCACGGCAAAAUAAUAUUAACAUGAGUAUAGAGAUUGGGAGUUCAGUGGCAGUGCAAGUAUGUCUUCUUCAAAUUCCUAUACUAGUCCUCGUCAAUGUCAUUUUUGACAAUAUGCAUUUUCUUCUCGUGUUCAAUGAUAUUCAUCUCUGGUCUGUAAUAUUAAGUGUUGUCAUUAUGAAUUACAUAUUCAUUGAUGGCAAGUCAGAUUAUUUCCAAGGAUCUGUGUUGGUGAUAGUAUAUGCAAUCCUUAUUGCAAUGUUUUUCUUCGCCCCAAAAACAGCUUGUAUCUGAUCCAGCUGCGUGCCAUGCAUCCAUCCAUCCAUUCAUCAGCUGUAAAAGAACUAAACAAUCCUCGAAUUAAAUCAUGAAUUGUGAUUGUGUCAAAUAAAGUACUACAUAUAAAUCCAAGGGUAUGCCAAACAUUGAAUUUAAUCACUUUUCGAAGUGGUAAUCCUCAUCACAAGAUGGCAGGGGGGUGUAUGGAUCAGUACACAGGGGAAACCCCCUAGCCCCCCUACUCAUCUCGAAAGAUGUACUGGGUUCUAUGAAAUGCACAUGAGCCAAUUGUGUACACUGGGCCAACGGUUUAUAGUCCUUAACCGAGAAUGUUCCACCUGCAGUACCAUGCGAACUUGCCGUUUGACGAACGUUCUUUAUACUGAAUAAAGUAUAUUCAAUAUAGACUUCAUCCCAUUUUCUUAAGAGAAGAAAAUAUACAAAGCUGAAACAACAAGUCAUCAAAUAUUGGCAAUUGAGGACCUAAAGUCGAAGAUGAGAAUGACCUUUGACCCGAUUAGAAGUGUUUAGCAGUUC